ACCAUGACCUUUCUUUAUAAAUUCUCCCCAAAAACUGUCAAUGACAAUAGUGAAUAAACUGAUAUUGAAAGAUAUUUGUUAGUUUGUCUAGAAUUUCUGUAUAAACCAAACUCUCCAAGAACUUUGCCAUGCAAAAAAUGUCAUACCUGAGCAAACUAGAAAAAGGAAAAACAGCUUGAAAAGUAAUUCAAUUAGAAAUAUAUGUACAUAAAAUUUAUUAAGAAAGAUCUUCAUCUUUCAAAACUAUUCUGGAACAAACAUCCUCACAUGCCACUUUAUCAGAAGGAUAUUAUGAAAAAUAUAAAUCAUAGUAUUACUGACUUAGAUAUUAUGUUCUCUACACACAUUUAGUAUGGACAUUUACAAAGAAAAGUAACUCCUUAUUAUAUAUAAACAGAGUUACAGCUCUUUGACAUCCCACUUUACCACAUCAAGAUUUAUUUAUCCAAUAAGUUCCAAUGUUGAUACAAUGUAAUUUUAAAUUUUUUAGCUCCAGAUAAAAAUAAACAAGAGGGUCAUUUAGGCCACAAGGAUGGGGCCAAUUUUAACCCCAGGACUUUAAUUUAGACACCCAUUAGAAGAUGUUUCAUGCUAAAUAUCUAAGCUCUAGCUCUUUGGGUUUUUUAAAAGAAGAUUUUUAAAGUCUUUAUGAACAGACGAAAAAUCAAGGAUAAUGUGAAAAGCAAUGCCAUACUUUAGUCAUACAGAUUUGUAAAGAAUUCAACGUAGAAGUAUUACAAUAUUAUCUCAUUUUUCUUUUAAAUUAUUAAUAUUAAUACACUUUAAUCAUUGGUAAUUAUGCAAAACAUGAGAUCAGUAAUAGCAUUUUAAUUUAAGAACACCUGUCUUUAAUGAUCUCACAAUGUUAUAUUGCAUAGGAUAUACUUAUACACACACAUGUUAAACAUGGUUUAAUAUCUACGUCAAAUUAUUUCAAAAAUUUUAGUCAAUACAUUAUACACGGAUCAAUAUUUAAAUCACAAAGUACUCCAAUAUUAAAAUAGGAAAAUAAAGCUAUACCAUACAUACUAAUAAUACCUAUAUAAAACUAGAAGAACUAUCGCUGAAUGCGAUUCAUACCCCCACCAAUGUCCUUGACAGAAGACGACUUGGAAAGGUGGUUAAGGCAAUUACAAAUAUAUAUACAUAAAAAGAAAUUAUCUCUGGUGAAAAAAAAGACAAAUUAUAAGGUAAUAGUAUAAAAAUAUAUUGUCAAAUCAUGUUCGAAACAGUUACAAAUAACCUUAAAUUUUCCCAAUGUACUAAAACAAAAAAAAGCAGUGAAGUUAAGAAAAUAGCAUAAUUAUGUCAAAAUGUAAUUAAGAGUGGAAAAACUUUGCAUACUUAGCUUACUUGUGACCCUUCAUAUAUUAUAUAGUUUCAAGUGAAUUUCUGUUCUAGUUUCAAAAACAUUUAAGUAUUAAUGGUUAUAUCAGAACAUCUUCUAAGCCUAAAAGGGGCAUAACUUGUGUCAUAAUUCAGUGGAAUUGUAGAAGUUUCCUCAUCUGAGCUUACUUGUAACCAUUCAUGUAAAUUUUAAGUUUCAAGUAAAUAUCUGUUCUAGUUUAAGAAAUAUGACAUCAAAAUGGACUUAACUUUGUCAAAAUACUAUAUAAAGUUAUCCCCCAACUUUUUUUUAGUUAUGAAACUUGACCUGCAUAUCUUACUUGCGACACUUCGUAUAUAUAUAUAUAUAUGAAGUUUCAAAUGAUUAUCUGUUCUUGUUUUAGAAAUAUUCAAGUACAUGUUAAUUUUUCAGAACAUUUUAUAAGUCAAUUUUUUACCUUCAAGUGUGGCCUUGACCUUAAGCUGGCACAAGGGUCAGAAAGGUUCUGCACAUUGCCCAGUUGGGAUAAACAUUUGAGUCAAGUUUGAAGAAAAUCCUUCCAUUAGUACAGAAUUUAUAGAGCGGACACGACAUAUUGUCUAGUAUUGAUUGUAUGUAAAUUUAAUGACUAAAAAGGGGGCAUAACUUUGUCAAAAUGCAAUACAAAGUUAUGAAACUUGACCUGCAUAUCUUACUUAUGACAACUCAUAUAUCUUUCAAGUUUCAAGCAAAUACCUGAAAUUUUCAGAAAUAUUCAAGUACAUUUUAAAAUUUAAGAACAUAUUUUACCUUUAAGUGUGACCUUGACCUUAAGCCGACACAAAGGUAACAUGGGUUCUGCACAUAACCUUCUUGAGGUGAACAUUUGUGUAAAGUUUGAAGAAAAUUCUUCCAUUAGUAUAGGAUUUAUAGAGCUGACACGACUUAUUGUCUAAUAUUUGAUUGUAUGUAAAUUUGAAGACUUAAAAAGGGGCAUAACUUUGUUAUGAAACUUGACCUGCAUAUCUUAAUUGUGACAAUUCAUAUAUAUUUUAAGUUUCAAGCAAAUACCUGUGCUAGUUUCAGAAAUAUUCAAAUACAUGUUAAAAAUAUUUUCUUAGUCAAUUUUUGACCUUCAAGUGUGACCUUGACCUUAAGCCGGCAAAAGGGUGACAUGGGUUCUGCACAUAACCUUGUUGAGGUGAACAUUUGACCCAAGAUUGAAGAAAAUCUUUCAAUUAGUGUAGGACUUACAGAGCGGACACAACAUACUGUCUAAUAUUUGAUUGUUUGAAAUCUGACCUUUAAUUGUGACAAAGCGAAUCCAUUACUACCCCCCCCCCCCCCACACACACACACAUAUUGUGGUGGGGGUAUAAUGAAAAGCGAUGUAAAACAUACAGAUUUUAGCUUGUUUAGCUUAUCAUAGAAUCAAUACUCUAUGUUAAACUUAUUUUUCUUAACAAGCAAAAAAAAAUAACUUGGCGAAAAUGGCGGACGGAGGUAUUGGAUCAGAUAAAUUUGUCAACUUUAAAUGUUGUUUAUGUGAAAAGAAAAAUAUAACAAAACAGGCAGAUAUUUAUUGUGUGAAAUGACAGGAUUAUUAUUGUUUACCAUGUACAGACUGGCACAGUUUUUUUUCCUGCGAAGGACCUGCAUCGGUUUAUAGACAAACCAAGUUUCAACACUGCUAAAUCGGUGCCAAAUUGUCCAGUUGAAAAGUGUGAAGCUCAUAAAACCAAGUUGCUAGAUAUGUUUUGUGCAGAUCACAAUGAUAUAGCAUGUGCGAUUUGCAUAGAUAUAAAGCACAGGUAAAUCUUACUUGGAAUCUUUGAUUAAAAUUUUGAAUCAAAUUGAAACUAAACUGUAUGCUGUCACAUUAUUCAAUCAAUGUAAAAAUGAAUAUCUCUCUUAGCUAUUACCAUAUAACAAGCAUAUCACACAAGCUCACUUUUAAUUUUGUUGAUAUUUUUGCUCUAAAAUUAUUUCUCAUUUGCUUCAAUUGAUAUAAAAUCAACGUUAAUCGAUGCAAUGAUAUGACACUGUGUAUAUACAUGAAAAAUAGAAAAGAUAGAAAACAAAUUUUAAGAAUAAGCAUGUAUUUUAAAUGCCAUGUAAACUAAGAAAUAAAAGAGAAAACUUUGGAAUUAUUGUCUUACAUUUUUUUCUCAAAUCUGGAGACAAUUGGUUAGUCAUAAUACAUGUAUUUUACACUGUAAUCUUAACUUUUUUAAUGCUCAGAAUUGAAGUUAUUUUCAAAUUAAAAUUUUCAGAACAUGUAUAUAUGUAAAUUUAGUCUUAAAUGAAGUUGGUAGCUGGUAUAAGACGACAAAUCUAGGGUUAAACAAAUACAGAGCUCCUUCAUAUAAAAACUAAAAUUGGGGACAAAGAGAGAGCAAAGACACUUAUUGUAAAAGAGCUUAAAGCACAGAUGGACAAGUCUGUAGUGUCAAUAAGACACUUCAGAAAAGAAUUGGAAGUAAUACUGGACACAUUUGAAAACGCUUCAUUAAAAAGUUUAAAAGAAAAGUACAAACAUGCUAAAGAGAAGAUAGAGAAUGAUAUCAAGAAGCUACAGAAACAUAUUGAUGAACUUAAACUUUCAUCACAAAAACUUAAAAAAUCAGUAUGGAAUAAAGUACAAGGGUUUGUCACUGUAAAAACUUCUCAGAAAUAAAUUGUUGAUUCUUAUGAAACAGAAAUGUUAUUGACAAAUGCAGCAGAUGUUAAAGUUGAAUUCAUUGAUGAUUCAACAAUAAAGGAUGCCUUAAAAGACUGUGAGACAUUUGGAUUGAUUUCAGUGACUGUAACAGGCAAACUGUAUGUUGUGAAAAGCAAGAGACAAGUCAACAUCAAACAUGUAAAUGAUAGAACAUCAUGUCAUGUUCAGGGUACAUGCUUCACUGAUGAUGGUCUAUUAUUUCUAGCUGACUAUAACAACAAACCAUUAAAGCUUAUUGAUUUGUCCUCAGAAUCCAUAAAAGACCACUUAGAUUUGACAUGCCUCCACAUACAAUUUGCAAAAUAAUCAAGAACGACUUUGCAGUAAGUCUAAACAACCAAACCAUUCAAUUUGUUUCAAUGGGUGAUAAACUUAUUACUUCCAAACAACUGAAGCUAGAUCAUCACUGUUACGGACUGGUCUACAAAGACAAAAAAUUAUUCAUCUUUAAUAAUAAUACAGCACUCUACAUUCAUGAUAUGAAUGGCACAUUGUUGCAAACAAUUACAACUGAUAAACAAGGUAAUGCAAUCUUCAGUAACAGCAGACAUAUCAGUGUCAGCAGUGAUGGCAAGAUGAUUUAUGUGGCUGAUCCUUGUAAAGGUCUGAUUGUCCUUGACCUUGAGGGAAAUUACCAGACAACAAUUACUGAUCCGGAUUUUGUUUAUCUAUGUGGAGUUUGCACGGACAAACGUUGAAACAUAUGUGUGUGUGGAUCGGGGCAGUCAAAACUUGUCCAGAUCAAUGAGAAGACUGAUGUUAAAUUGGGAGCCCUUGGAAAUGUUUCUAAAAGUUUUCCCACAAGCUUUGAUUUGAAACAUAAUAGACUGGUGGUUACAAAUUUGUCUAGUAAUAUGAUAGAGGUGUAUGAUAUAUUCUUAGUCUACCAUACUGAAAUAAAACUAGUGACAUCAAACUGAAGUUAAGAUGUGCACUAUCAUAGCUUAUGUAAAUCACAAUGAUGAACAGCAUUAUUAUCAAUUUUUCAUUCUUACUUUUAAUUGGGGUCCAUUUGAAAAAAAAUGUUUUUUUUUUCAAACAUUCUUUUUGGUUGAGUUUUAAGGACAUUUUAUGCUUCAGAAACAAACCAAAUUUUAUUUCCUAUGAAAAGGCAACAAUGGGAUUUACAAUAGAGCUGAUUAUUAAAGUUUUAACCUAAAAGAUAUAUGGAAAACCCACGAUUCCCAGAAAAUGGCUAACUUUGACCCCAUAAUUUAAAUGACAAAACUUUGAUUAUGUCCAAUACACAAUGUUUCAUGCAAAAUACCAAAGCUCUAAUCUGAUAUGAUUUUAAAAGACAUAUAAGGAAAAUCAAUGAACCUACGGCUUAUAUUCGAACAAGCUUGGUAGAGGUCCACUUGAUGUUGACUCAUGACAAAUAUCUAAGCUGGAACGGCUUCGGGGAGAAGAUAUUUAAAGAAUUUACUAUAAACAUAUACGGAAAACCCAUGACCCUUUAGGCGAGGCUAGUUUUAAUCCAUGGUCUCCAAACAAAAUUGGUAAAGUUUCCACCUUAUACCAAAUAUCAUAGCUUUACCCAGAGGAGAUGAUUUAUAAAGAUUUUUUUUCGGUUGCCAUGACCAGCAGUUUUUACAUGAAAUGAAUAUUUCUGAACAACUUUUAAAGAUCACCCGAAGAUCAUUUCUAGAAAUGUUGUUCACAAAGAAGAGGACGGAUGCCGGAUGAUGGAAGUUUAGUGAUGACCUCACUUUGAAGAAUAUGUGCUCUGGUAAAGCUAAACAGUUACCGCUCAAAGUAAAUUCAAAGACAUGUGGGAUUAGUGACACAAUCAAGUCAUUAUAACUCUGAAAUGAAACAAGCCUGUUGAACGAAUCCUGAAUUUUUUAAAGUUAAAUGAAUUCUAAAACGGACUUUUAACUUAUUGUGUUGUAAAAUAAAAAGACAUAAUAUUAUUUAUCACACACCUGUGCCGAUUUUGCGACUCCGUAAAUAUGGUAUUGCACGGCCAUGCAUAUCCUCUAUAUAAUCAAAUAAAACAACAGGUGCAUCUUUAUAUUUUGCAUCCCAUUUUGAGUUGUUAGAUCUUGUAUUAAAAUGGAAGACAUAAAGCAGUCCCUCAUUCAAGCUAUGUUUGUAAACACCAAGAAUAAAGCUCAAUAUAAUCAAUUUGAAUGACCAAUGUUGCUUGAAAUAGAAAAUGUAGGGCAAAAGAUAAAUCAGAGCUUCUACCGGCUUUGGAAACCUGUUGUAAAUAUAACAUGGGUAAGUGCACUUCAGAAAAGUUCAAUUAUGAGUGUAUGGACAGGAUAGUAAUAAUUAUUGUCCAUGGUUUUUGCAGUGAGGCGUUGGUAGUGCAUAUAGCUUUUACCUGCCACCCCUGUGUACUUUUAAAUUUGAGAUUGUACAUUCUUAAUCAUAUUUAAAUCUAAAGUAUAAUGUGUAUAAAAAUAUUUACAAGAUCAACAAACAAAAUUUGAUAGGCUAUGUUUUAUGUGUGUACCUAACUACCUUAAAUGAUGAUUCGUACUGUCCUGAUUGUUUUUGUAAAUAUUGAAAAUUGCAUGAAUUGAGUUUUCCAUUAUUGUGCUUAUUUUAAUUACACUUAAAUUAUUACAUAAACGUUGAAAUAAGUCAUUGCACUGUUAUAUAGUACCUUUCUUUAGUGACCUAAAUAUUUUCAUAUUAUAUUUAUUAUAUAUUUACCGUCAUGUUUUAAAUAAACUCAAAAAUUGUACACUGAUAAUACAGUGGUUUAAUCAAAAUCUAGUACGAUUCAAACUACUCUAUCGAUAUUACCAUAUUUGCUGUUUUACAUAUUGAAGUUAAACUUAUUAUACUGAUUAUCAAUAAUCUCUGAUAUGUUUGUUUGUAGUAACUAGGAAGUAAAAAAGUAACUGUAUAAAAUGGAGGACGGAGGUUUUGGAUCAGAUGAAUUUGUCAACUUUAAAUGUUGUUUAUGUCAAAAGAAACAUAUAACAAAAGAGGCGGAUAUUUAUUGUGUGGAAUGUCAGGAUUAUUAUUGUACACCAUGUACAGAUGUGCACAAAAUGUUUCCUGCAAUGUGCACACAUCAGUUUAUAGACAAGACAAGUUUCAACACAGUAAGCUUACAGAAAUCAUUGCCAAGUUUUCCAGUUGAAAAAUGUGGAGCUCAUAAAACGAAGUUGCUAGAUAUGUAUUGUGCAGACCACGAUGAUGUAGCUUGUGCGACCUGCAUAGCCGUAAAACACAGAACAUGUCAACAUAUACAUUCGGUACCAGAUGAAGUUGAUGACUUGUGUAAGGAGAUUGUUGCUGAUGAAACAAAUAUUGAGCUGAUUCGUAUAAAAACUAAACUUGAGGGCGCUAAGAGGGCAAAGAAACUUCUUGUAAAGGAGCUCGAUGCACAGAAGGACAAGGCUGUAGAGUCAAUAAGACAAGUCAGAAAAGAAAUGGAAGGAAUACUGGACACACUUGAAAAGGCGACAUUAAAAACGUUAGAGGAAAAGUACAAAAAUGCCAAAGAGAAAUUAGAGAACGAGAUUAAAAACCUACAUAGACAUAUUGAUGAACUCAAAUUAUCAUCACAAAAGCUAACAAAGUCUGUUGGGAAUAAAGCACAGGAGUUUGUCACUGUGAAAACUUCUCAGAAACAAAUCAAGGAAGCUAAUGAAGCAGAAACAGAGUCCGUGACAAAUUCAUCAGAUGUUAAAGUUGAAUUCAUUGCUGAUUCAACAAUAAAGGAUGCUUUGAAAGACUUCGAGACAUUUGGAUUAAUUUUAGUGAGUAAUACUGUAAAAAUAAGAGACAAAAUGAAUGUUGUGAAAAGCAAGAAACACGUCAACAUCUCCCAUGUAAAUGAUAAGGUGACAUGUUAUGUUAAUGGUUCAUGCUUCACAGAUGAUGGACUAUUAUUUAUAGCUGACUUGAACAACAACACAUUAAAGCUUAUUGAUUUGUCCACAAAAUCCAUUAAAGAUCGUCUAGAUCUUGAUGCACCUCCAUUAAGUAUUUGUCAAAUAAACAAAAACAACUUUGCAGUAAAUUUGAACAAUAACACCAUCCAAUUUGUUUCAAUGGGAGACAAACUUAUUACCACCAAACAACUGAAGCUUGGUCAUUACUGUUACGGACUGGCCUACAAAGACAACAAAUUAUUCAUCUCUGAUCAAAAUGCUGCACUUUACAUUCAUGAUAUGAAUGGCACAUUGUUGCAAACAAUUACAACUAAUAAACAAGGCGAUGCAAUCUUCAGUAGCAACAGACAUAUCAGUGUUAGCAGUAAUGGCAAGAUGAUUUAUGUGGCUGAUCUUUGGAAAGGUCUGAUUGUCCUUGACCAUGAGGGAAACUACAAGACAACAAUCACUGAUCCUGAUUUAGUUUCCUUACAGGGUGUUUGUACGGACAAACAUGGAAACAUAUUUGUGUGUGGAUCGGGGCAGUCAAAAAUUGUUCAGAUCAAUGAGAAUUCUGGGGGGAAAAUGGGAGUUCUAGGGGAUGUUGGUAAUAGUAGGUCUGCUAGCUUUAAUUUGCAACAUAAUAGACUGGUUGUAACCAUUGAUAACAGUGAUACAAUUGAGGUUUUUGAUUUACUGUAAAUCCAAUAUACUGACAGCAAUCAAACUAAAUAUGAGUGAACUAUUUACAUUUAAUACAAACACAAACGUCUUAUAACAAAGAAAAACUUCAAAUACUUUUGAUGAAGACAUUUUAUGGAUUUUUAUUUUCUUUAAAUUCAAGUCUCAUUGAGAUUUUUUUUUCAAACAUUAAAUCAUUUUAGAAUAUGCUAUACACUGAUUACUGUGUAAUAAUGCAGUUUAGUUAUGCUAAAAUGAAGGGGAUAUGCUUGUAUUAUAUUUCACUGCUUAUAUUCUGUGUUAUUCUUAUUUUUUUAUUUAAAUGAAUAAGAGUCAGGUCAUUUUUAAACAAGAACAUGUUUGGUAAACACAAAUGCCCCUGGCCCAGAUUCUUGCCAGUAAUUUUUUUUCAAAAAAGGUUUACCCAUUCACACAGUUAAGGACAGAAAAAUUGCCAUAACAAGAACUGUCAUUGGUAACAGACAAAUGCUGUCCACUCCCCCUAAGCUGGGCCAAGUAGAGACCCUUGACUUGCAUCAAACGUAUGGUUACAAUUAAAAGUGUUUCAAUAAUAUAGAAACAUUAAAAAUAUCAUCUCAUAUUCUCAGUUAGCCCAUGUAUCAAAAGAAAUAUCUGUGUGUGAAUGACCGAAAUAUGACAAGACACAAUGAUCAAUGUAGAAUUUUAAUAAUAACAAUGAUAAUAAUAAUUAUAAAGGCUUUAUUUAACGGGGCUACAUAUUAGCCAAAACAAUCUUCCAUAUGUAACUCAACAUUUCUACAACAUAUUUACAUCAAAAUUGUACAAAAGACAAUGUAAAAUUAUAAAACAUAGUAUUAACUAGUUAUAAAUGCAAUGACGAACAUUAACAAUGAAAACUUCAGUAAACAUUAUUAUAUUAACAUAAUACUAUGGUACUGGUUUAACCAGAGUUCUUCCACUAUAUGUAAUCUUUUUUUGAAUUUUUCAGUAUUUUCAGACUGGCGUACAUAGAGUGGUAUAUUAUUCCAAAUUUUAGUUCCAGAAUAAGAAAGUGAUUUUCUGUAAAACUCAAGAUUAGGUUUAGGGACAUGUAGAUUAAGAUUGUUUGUUGAUCUGAGAUUUCUGUAAUGUAAAGUUGAGACAAAUUGAAAUUUCCCUAUCAUGUAGCAUGGUGAGUUUUCUUCAUGUAAUGAUUUGUAUAUCAGGAUAGCCUUUUUGUACUCAACCAUGUCAUUAAAUUUCAUCCAUCUUUAUUCUUUGAAAAGAGGGUCAGAUGGUGCAUCUGUAGCUUAAUUUAGGAUAAUGCGAGCUGCUCAUUUCUGAAAUUUUAGCAUUCUCUCAAAAGUUCAUUUGAGCAAUUUCCCCAAAUUGAACAGUAAUAGUCUAUAUGAGGUAAUAUAAAAGCAUUGUAGAAAAGUUUCCUGGCAUGUAAAUUGAGAAAUUGUUUUAACCAUAAAAGGAGAUAGGGAUUGCUAUUGCAUUUCUUUAUUGUUUGUUCCACUUGAAGUUUCCAUGUUAGGCAAUUAUCAACUUGAACUCCAAGAAGCUUUUCAGAUUCAGUGGACUCUAUAUUAUUGUUAAGUAAUUGAAGUGAUGUAAUUGUUGAUGCAUGAAUGCAAUGUUGGGUCUUUUUUAGGCUGAUAUGUACAUAGCUUUAGUUUUGUCUGUAUUAGGUAUCAUAGCAACGUGAGUGCACCAUUCUUGAAUAGAGUGUAGGUCUUUUUGAAGUUUUAAAUUGAACAUCCUGUAGCACUUAUUGUAGCAUCAUCUGCAAAUAUAUCCAUUUCUGAGUGUUCAAGAUGUAAAGGUAAAUCAUUUAUAUAGAUCAAGAAUAAUAUGGGCCCUAAGACAGAUCCUUGAGGGACUCCAGCUGAAUCAACCAAAGACUCAGAUGUGGUACCUGAAACAGAUACUUUCUGAGAUCUUUCUAUUAAGUAUGAUUGGAUCCACUGUAAUGUAUGAUUUGAAAACAACUAAAUUUUUCAAUGAGUAGUUUAUGCUUAACUAGAUCAAAGGCUUUUGUUAAGUCAAGAAAUAUGGUUCCUACAAGAUUGUUGUUCUUGAUUUGAUCAAUCCAGUUGUCUACUUUGGAUGUUAGACCAGUUUCAUAAGAGUGAUUUGUUCUAAACCCAGACAGUUUUUGAUGAAAAAGGUUAUUGUCUUCAAGAAAUUGUUUGAGACUAUCAGAUACAUGCUUUUCAAUGAUUUUUGAUAAAACAGGUACAACAGAGAUUGGUCUGUAUUUAUUACCCUUUUUUGUAGAUUGGAAUUACUUUAGCCAUUUUAAAUGCAGUAGGAAAUUUGCCUGUAUCAAUACUUAGGUUAAUUAUUUUAACCAAAUGGCUUGAGAUAGCAUGGCAGCUUAGAUUUAAGAAACGAGCUCUUAUUUGGUCAAGGCCAGUUGCUUUGCAACAGUCUAGAGUUUUAAGCAUGUUCCUCACAAAUUUUUCAGAUAUUGAGGAUAUUCGAAACAAUUGGUCAGUUUUGAAACAAUUAGAAUUAUGAAUUCUUAGUCUAGUUUUGUAUGAUUCGGGUUAGUUAUUGACAUUAGGUGCCCUUUUAAAAAUACUUGUGAAGAAUUCAUUAAAUUGUGUUGCACUUUCACCUGGAUCAGUGAUUGGUUCUCCAUUAUCAUCGUUAAUGUGUGUUUUCACAUUGUAUAACCAUCAUCUUUUUAACAGUCAACCUGGCCUUUGAAUGUGACAAGUUUUCCUUAUGUGCAACAGAGGUAUGCCUAGUUAUUUCAAAAUUCAUUCAUGGACAACAAAAAUGAUGACUGGGUAUAUCCAUUGAUGCACUUUAUAAAAAUUUAAACCAUGACGUUGAUUUUUAAACUACAAACUUAUCACAAAUUGUUUAUAGAACCAUAUCUUUAAUCCAAGUUUAUUACAAAAUCUGUCACUGAAGGACAAAAAGACAUAGACUGGACAUGACUAUCAAGGCACUAUCAUAUCAUGACUUCUGACAUUCAAGUAUGAACUUGACCUUUGGACUGCUAAGCUAAAUUUUGUUCAUCAUAUAUCUUAACAAGAAUUUGUAACAGAGUAACCAAACUCCCCCGCCUCGGGGAAGUUUUAUAUGAAGCAUAAAAUUGUGCUAUUUCAAAAGAUUGAGGUAUGGAUCUCAUGACUUUUAGUCCAAAAUUAUGAUCAAUGCUAGAUCUGCAAAUGCAACAAUAAAUUUAUUAAAGAAAUAAAAUGAAACACGGAAUUUAAAAAUCUAUAAUGUUAAGCUUUGACCUCUAAGUAUGACCUUGACCAUGGAGGUAGAUGUGCAUGUGUUAUGCACAACAUAGUGUCUUAUCAUUGUAACUAUUUGUGCCAAGUAUUUUCAAAAUCCCUUUAACUAUGAAGAAGUUAUAGAUCGGACACAAAAUAUACCCUAUAACAGACUAUGUAAAUCAUUGACCUCUAAGUGUGACCUUGACCUUGGAGGUAGGGACACAGGUGCCACGCAUGACAUAUCAUCUUAUCAUUGUGACUAUUUAUGCCAAGUAUUUUCAAAAUCCCUUGAUCUAUGAAGAAGUUAUGACGGGACACAAAAUAUACCAUUUAACAGACUCUGUUUACCUUUGACCUCUAAGUGUGACCUUGACCUUGGAGGUAGGGGUGCAGGUGUUGUACUUGACAUAUCAUCUUACUAUUAUGACUUUUUGUGCCAAGUUAUUUCAAAAUUUCUUCAACUAUGAAGAAGUUCUAGAUCGACACAAUGUAUACCCUAUAACAGACUAUGUUAAUUUUUUACCUCUAAGUGUGACCUUGACCUUGGAGGUAGGGAUGCAGGUGUUUCGCAUCGUCUUAUUACAGUGACUAUUUGUGCCAAGUAUUUUCAAAAUCCUUUGAUAUAUGAAAAAGUUAUGAACCGGAAACAAAAUAUACCCUAUAAUUAACAGACUAUGUUAAUCUUUGACCUCCAAGUGUGACGUUGACCUUGGAGGUAGGUGACCGAUCGUUGCGCAUGACAUAUUCUCUCAUUGUUGUGAACAAUUGUGAUGAGUAUUUACAAAAUCCCUUCAAAGAUAAGAAAUUUAUAGACCGGACACAACAUAUACCCUCAAAUAGACAAUGUUGACCUUGAAUGAGCAAGUAGGGGUCUGGUUGUUGUGCAAUUCCUUUGAUAAAUGACAAAGUUAUGGACCGGACACGAAAGUGCGUUGGACAGACCGACUGAUAGAUGGACGGACAGACAGACGGACAUCCGGCCCAAUUGGAAUAAGGGGCCAUUUCUAUUGUUAUACAGAGGGCCAAUGACCCCUUACUCUAUUGUUACGGAAUGAACUCUAUUGUUCUCUUUUGUUCUGUUUACAGUUAGAUGGCCCUCUAACCCUAUUCGGUAGUGCAGUCAGACGAAAGGAGCCUUUUUAUAUAUCCCCCUUUUUUCUUCGAAAAGGCGGGGGACAAUAAGCAGCAUAUUUAUUAGGGCUGGGAACAAAUAAGGAAUUUGAUAUUCGAAUAUUCAUUUUCUAUAUUUUUACAAUAUAUUCGAAUAUUCGUUUUUACAACAUUUAUUCCAAUAUUUCUCUUUAACUUAUAUGUAUCCUAAAUUGAUUGAGUAGUAUUCUAUAUUACUUUAAUAUGCUUGGAAUAACUGACGAUUAAAAAGACCUUCAUUACUAUGUCAAAGUUUUUUAUAUUUUAUUUAUUGUUAUUAAUCAAUAUGUAUGUUUACUUUUGAAAUAAAGUCAUAAUUUGUU
Molecule: messenger RNA, 13220 nt
Organism: Ruditapes philippinarum (Manila clam)
Lineage: Eukaryota; Metazoa; Mollusca; Bivalvia; Venerida; Veneridae
Exons: 2
Coding region: 6893-8566 (557 amino acids)
Biological process (GO): positive regulation of DNA-templated transcription
Cellular component (GO): nucleoplasm; chromatin
Molecular function (GO): ubiquitin-protein transferase activity; zinc ion binding
Source: RefSeq, a predicted model, not a curated record